CGUGGGGAGCUACGGGGUAGAUCCGUCUUAAAUCCCUAGUGUUGGAGAGAGACCUGCUGUGAAGAUGGGACCAGCCCCCGCCGGACAGCAACAGCGCGGGUCCACUUCAACUGGGGAGCCAGAGGUGAUGGAACUUGCCUUAGAAGGCUUGGGCAAAGAGAAGGCAUCCUCAAGAAAGCGUGCCCAAGCAGAAGCACCUGCGGAAGGCCUCCCUCAGCCAGUGAAGCUCAGUCGGGAAGAGCUGUACAAGGAGCCUACAAAUGAAGAACUGAAUCGCCUCCGCGAGACGGAGAUCUUGUUCCACUCCAGCUUGCUUCGUUUACAAGUGGAGGAGUUACUAAAGGAAGUCAGACUGUCAGAGAAGAAGAAAGAGAGGAUUGAUGCUUUCCUGAAGGAGGUCAUCAAGCGGAUCCAGAAAGUUCCCCCAGUCCCUGAGGCUGAGCUCACUGACCAGUCAUGGCUCCCAGCUGGGGUCCGAGUGCCCCUCCACCAAGUACCCUACGCUGUGAAGGGCUCCUUCCGCUUCCUGCCUCCAUCCCAGAUCACUAUUGUGGGCAGCUACCCUCUGGGUACUUGUAUGCGACCAGAUAUCAAUGUGGAUGUGGUCCUGACCAUGCCCAGGGAAAUCUUACAGGACAAAGAUGGGCUGAACCAGCGCUACUUCCGCAAGCGGGCCCUUUAUCUGACUCACUUAGCCUACCACCUGGCCCGGGAUCCCCUCUUUGGCAGUGUUCGCUUCUCUUACCCCAGCGGAUGCCACCUGAAGCCCUCACUGCUACUGCGGCCACAUGGGAAGGAUGAGCGCCUGGUUACUGUACGCCUGUAUCCGUGCCCUCCUUUGGACUUCUUCCGCCCUUGCCGCUUGCUGCCAACCAAGAACAAUGUGCGCUCUGCCUGGUACCGAGGGCAGAGCUGUCCAGAUUAUGCUAGCUUAGAGCCUCCUACCCCCCACUAUAACACCUGGAUCCUGCAGGAUACAGCUCUUGAGGCUCACAUGCACUUGCUGUCCAGUGUGCUGGCCUCCGCCCAGGGGCUGAAGGACGGUGUGGCGCUUCUGAAGGUUUGGCUGAGGCAGCGGGAGCUGGACAAGGGCCUGGGUGGAUUUAAUGGAUUCCUAAUCUCCAUGCUGGUUGCCUUCCUCGUGUCUAAACGAAAGAUCCAUACCACCAUGAGCGGCUACCAGGUCCUGAGAAGUGUCCUGCAGUUCCUGGCCACUACAGAUCUGACGAUCAACGGAAUCAGCUUCUCCCUCAGCUCAGAUCCCUCCUUGCCGUCCGUGGCUGACUUCCACCAGCUUUUCGCCGUUGUGUUUGUGGACCCAUCAGGCCGUCUCAACCUCUGUGCGGAUGUUACAGCUUCCACUUACAACCAGGUGCAGUAUGAGGCAGAGCUCUCUAUGGCAUUGCUGGACAGCAAAGCUGACGACGGGUUUCAGCUGCUCUUGAUGACGCCCAAACCCAUGAUCCAGGCUUUUGACCACGUGGUCCAUCUCCGUCCACUGAGUCGUCUGCAGGCAGCAUGUCACCAGCUGAAGCUUUGGCCAGAGUUGCAGGACAACGGCGGGGACUAUGUUUCGGCGGCUUUGGGCCCACUGACCAACAUCUUGGUGCAGGGUCUGGGGUGCCGGCUGCAUCUGCUGGCUCACUCCCGGCCCCCAGUCCCAGAGUGGGCUAUCAACCAGGAUCCCCCGAAGCACAAGGACGCCGGGACCUUGACUCUGGGAUUGCUCUUCCGGCCUGAGGGACUGACCAGCGUUAUUGAUCUUGGCCCAGAGGCUGACAGGCCUGAGGCUGCUGAAUUCCGUCAGUUCUGGGGAUCCCGCUCGGAGCUCAGACGUUUCCAGGAUGGAGCCAUCCGGGAAGCUGUGGUCUGGGAGGCAGAAUCUCUGUCUGAGAAGCGCCUUAUUCCUCACCAGGUGGUCACCCACCUCUUGGCACUCCAUGCUGACAUCCCGGACACCUGUAUCCACUAUGUGGGUGGCUUCCUCGAUGCAUUGAUCCAAGGCCCCAGAGAGACUUCCAGCACAGGUGAGGAGGCCCUGGCAUUGGCUGUGCGCUGCUAUGAUGACCUCAGCCGCCUGCUCUGGGGGCUGGAGGAUCUCCCACUCACUGUGUCUGCUGUUCAGGGCGCUCACCCAGUGCUGCGCUAUACAGAGGUGUUCCCCCCAGCUCCAGUUCGACCUGCCUAUUCCUUCUAUAACCGCCACCAAGAGCUAGCCUCACUGUUGCCCCGGCUGGAUAAGCCCUGCCCAGCCUAUGUGGAGCCUAUGACUGUGGUUUGUCACCUGGAGGGCAGCGGGCAGUGGCCUCAGGACGCAGAGGCUGUGCAGCGGGUCCGCGCUGCCUUCCAGCUGCGCCUGGCAGAGGUGUUGACCCAGCAGCAUAGACUACAGUGCCGUGCCACUGCCACACACACUGACGUCCUCAAGGGUGGGUUUGUGUUUAGGAUCCGAGUGGCCUAUCAACGGGAGCCACAGAUCCUGAAGGUGGUGCGGAGCCCUGAGGGGAUGAUCUCUAUGAGAGACACACCUGCCUCCCUCCGCCUUGAGAGAGACACCAGGCUGCUGCCCUUGCUCACCAGUGCCCUGCAUGGACUCCAGCAGCAGUACCCAGCCUUCUCAGGUGUGGCUCGCCUGGCCAAGCGGUGGGUGCGUGCCCAGCUUCUAGGCGAGGGCUUCACUGAUGAGAGCCUGGAUCUGGUGGCCGCUUCGCUCUUCCUCCACCCUGAGCCCUUCACCCCUCCCAGUGUCCCCCAGGUUGGCUUUCUUCGGUUCCUUUACCUGAUAUCUACCUUUGAUUGGAAGAACAACCCUCUUAUUGUCAAUCUCAACAGUGAGUUGACUGCUGAGGAACAGGUGGAGAUUCGAAGUAGUUUCCUGGCAGCUCGAACACAGCUCCCAGUCAUGGUCAUCGUUACCCCCCAAGACCGCAGAAGCUCUGUGUGGACACAGGAUGGACCCUCUGCCCAGAUCCUUCAGCAGCUUGUGAGCCUGGCGGCUGAAGCCCUGCCCAUCCUGGAAAAGCAGCUGAUGGAUCCCCGAGGGCCUGGGGACAUUAGGACAGUGUUCCGGCCACCCUUCGACAUAUAUGAUGUGCUGAUCCACCUGACUCCCCGCCACAUCCCCCGGCACCGCCAAGCUGUGGACCCUCCAGCCGCUUCCUUCUGCCGUGGUCUGGUCACUGAGCCCGGGCCUUCGUCUCUGAUGCCUGUCCUGGGCUAUGAUCCCCCUCAGCUCUAUCUGGCACAGCUCAGGGAGGCCUUUGGAGAUCUGGCUCUUUUCUUCUAUGACCAGCAUGGUGGAGAGGUGAUUGGUGUUCUCUGGAAGCCCAGCAGCUUCCAGCCCCAGCCCUUUAAGGCCUCCAGCCUAAAGGGACGCAUGGUGGUGUCUCGAGGUGGGGAGCUCGUGACGGUGCCCAACAUAGAAGCGAUCUUGGAGGACUUUGCUGUGUUGGGUGAAGGCCUGGUACAGGCUGUAGAGGCCCGAAGUGAGAGGUGGACUGUGUGAUUCUGACCUUGGGACAAGCAGUAGGUGGGCCAUGGGAUGUUGGACCUGUGGAGCAGCAUGUCAGUGGGGCAGCCACCCUCGGUGCAGUAUGGACGCCUGAUGAACACAUUGAAUCCCCCAUCCCCAGAGGACGCCCUGCGAGAUUUUCAGUCUGAUGCAUCAGCUCUGGGACAGGGGCCAUGGUGUCCUGUGUCCCCUACACCUGACUAUCCAAAUUCCCAGAGGAGGAGACCGAGUCAGCUCCCAGGGAACUGAAUCCAUGAGAUCCAUCUGCCCAUCCAUCCUGAGUCAGCCUGAACUGUUUUUCGUUUUUUGUUUUCUCACCACCUGCAUCUUCCCACUGACAGGACUGAUGUGUCAGAUGGCACCGUGCCUUUCCCUGUUGCUACUUCCAGCCUGUAGAUUGGACCUCAAAGAAGCUGUGGCCCCUCCUGGGGGUCGACACCAGCACUGAGCAGUGGGAGGGGGCUGAGUGUGUAUGAGUGGAACCCACUGAACAGGCACAGUGCCCUAAGGGUAGCAACAGUGGAAAAGACAUAGACCAGGCAGGACUGGGUGGACGGAGUUUAGGGGUCUCUGGUCCAGAAGAGAGACAGAAAGCUGGGCACUGCAGACGAGCCUUUUUUUGAGUUCUACCCACCCCUGCUGCCGUCUGUGGUUCCCCAUUACUGUGCCAAGCUCUGAGGGAAGCAGGAUGCUACCUCUCAGCUUGGUCCACGUCCCCUUCUGGCAGCCACUCCCUCCUUUUCUCCCCUAAUCCUGACUGGUUUUUUUUUUAGACUCAGCUCAAAUAGCACCCCUCCUAGUCCCUGCCCUCACCUCCACCCCUCUCUCCCUUCUGUGAACUGUGAGCUGUGAAUGCGAUUACCCCUUGUUGAGUUCACUUGGCAGGCAUGCGUACCAGCAUGCACCUUCUGUUGUCCUGAACUCUGAUUUAAAGUAAAUUGCUUAAUUCCUUCUGGGUACCCGACUUGUCUUCUCUCGAGAUUUCAGCCAGGUCUGUGAGGAAGCUCUGUGAGGACAGGCAGACACUGAGCACGGGCAGAUGACUUGCUGUUUCUCACAGCACCUAGAGUGAGACUCAUAGCUGUGUAGAAGGGUAGCCCCAGCCCAAGCAGAUGGAGGCCAGGGGCACCACCACAAGGCCACAAAGAUACAGGAGUCAAACCUUGGACUAUGCUGUGAGCAGGCAAGGUGGCGAAAGAAAGCCUAAGACUAAUUGGGUGUAGUGUGUCAUGCUUUUAAUCCCAGCACUCUGGAGGCAAGGGCAGGAGGAGCUUUUGAGUUGGAGGCGAGCCUUGUCUACAGAGUGAGUUACAAAUUGGAGGUCAGUCCGAGCUACUGAGACCAAAAGCAAUGGUGACCCAGUUUGUAUGAAAAUGGACUUUAAAAAACCUGAAGGUCUGGCAGUAAGGCUCAGCAGGUAAAGGUGUCUGACACCUGCGUCCCAUCCUUGGAUUCAUGGUGGAAGGAAUUGUUUCAGUGUUUGGGAGGCAAAAGCAGGCAGAUUUGUGAGUUCGAGGGUUUACAGGGUGAGUUCCAGAACAGUUAGGGCCAUACAGAGAAAAAUGUUGUCUCAAAAAUCAAAACAAGGGGCUGGGGAUUUAGCUCAGUGGUAGAGCGCUUACCUAGGAAGCACAAGGCCCUGGGUUCGGUCCCCAGCUCUGGGGAAAAAAAAAAAAUCAAAACAAAAAGAUGGGGUUGGUUUGAUCUCAGCAGUUAGAAGGUGGAUCUCUGAAUUCCAGGCCAGACUGGUCUUUAAAAAAAAGGGAGAAAGAGAAUCCACUCCUGUAAGUUAAGUUGUCUUCUGACCUUUACCUAUCAUACACUUUCGUAAACUCAAAUAAAUGUAAUAGCAACAACAAAG
Messenger RNA from Rattus norvegicus (Norway rat), 5372 nucleotides. It is a transcript of the gene Nol6, whose product is annotated as nucleolar protein 6. The coding region runs from base 65 to 3505 and encodes 1146 amino acids. Lineage: Eukaryota; Metazoa; Chordata; Mammalia; Rodentia; Muridae. The record is from RefSeq and is marked validated. The transcript is spliced from 26 exons. Gene Ontology annotation, cellular component: nucleolus; chromosome; condensed nuclear chromosome.